Molecule: messenger RNA, 1499 nt
Organism: Cantharellus anzutake
Lineage: Eukaryota; Fungi; Basidiomycota; Agaricomycetes; Cantharellales; Hydnaceae
Exons: 3
Coding region: 283-1260 (325 amino acids)
Source: RefSeq, a predicted model, not a curated record
GACUGCGGCGACAGCUCUAAAUCUCUUCCACACAAUUCGGUUAUCAGUGGACUGUUUGUUGCGCUCCCUUGUCCUUCGCUGCUUGGAAUUCAAUGAUAUUCCAGAUGAACUCUCGAAAUUCUACAAAGCGAAUGCGGAAUACUCUGCCGUGGAAAGCAAGUCGGAGUGCCUGGAAAACACCCGUGUCCAGAUUCAGGAAUCGAUACUCGAUCACUUGGAGAAACGGGAACACCGAUUUGUCUGGCUUCGCGGCUCUCCGGAACUGGAAAGACUGCUAUAUCAAUGAGUGUCGCGUCAACUCUCGACAGACAGGGUCGCUUGGCAGCAUCUUUCUUCUGGGACAAAAAUCGGAAGGGUGCAGGACUUGCUUCGAUUGAGCACUUUCCCUCCACUCUUGCACGUCAGCUUGCCUUGUUUAAUGCCGAGUACGAGGGUCUUCUCGUCAGUCGACUCCGACAACCUUCAUUGAAGGAUGUUCUUGGCUCCGCUCUGGAGAAACAAAUGAGAGCUUGGAUUAUUGAUCCAAUGAACAAACUCUUAUCAUUGGGUGAGGAGCGCUUCAUCAUCAUCUUGGAUGGACUGGACGAGUGUGGGGCUCAGGAGGAACUUGAGUCCUUAAUGAAGCUAGUACUUAUCCUCGAUGAGCUGCCGGCUGUAUUUGCUGUGUUUAUCAGCUGUCGUCCAGAGUCAUCGGUCAUCUCGGCUUGGGAUGAGGCCCGGGCUCAGGGCCUUGUCAUACCAUAUGAAGAUGUGGAUGCUAUCGCGAAGGGUGAGAAGUUCUACACUAUCCGCCGCAUGGUCGAGGAAGGCCUUCAGGGUUGCAUCAAGAAGUCUUCCUGGAAACCGUCAAAAAAGGAUAUCGAUGCAUUUGCCUCGGCCUGUCGUGGAUUGCCGAUUAUCGCCUCAAUCCGAGUCCGGGAUGUUUCUGUUCGAACUCGUCGUGGUGCAACCCUUCGAUCUGAGUUUGAAUACUUCCGUGACCUCAUCGAUGCCCCCAUUGACGUCAAAUCAGAGUACUUGCGCAUACUUCGCCGUGCCUAUAUGUCCGACUCAUCUGGAGUCCCUCCACAUAUAGCCACGAAGUAUCGUCAACUAGUUGGCACAAUCACUGUGGCAUUUGAGCCACUGAGUGUGUUCUCCAUGUCGCAGCUAUUAGGAAUUGCUGAGGAAGAGGUCCUAGCCGUAUUGGAACCAAUCAGCUCAAUUGUCGAUCUUUCUGAAGAAAGUGGCUUGGUGUCAAAUUCUACCAUGCAACGAUGAAAGAGUUCAUAACGGGGGAAUCGAUUGGUAAUGAAAAUGACAAAGUAUUCUUUAUCAAGGACGUGAAUAAGAUGUGUUCGGGGAGCCCACCAUUCUCCCUUUAGGGGAUAAACGAAAAUGGAGCGAUUUUCUGGAGAGAGAACGUCAUCGACCCCAUCAUCUCCGAUAUACUCGUCAACAUUUAUUAGAACACUUAGACCCCUCACAGCUCUUUGCACAAGAGUCCAAUUUGCAGGAUG